Molecule: messenger RNA, 2394 nt
Organism: Triplophysa dalaica
Lineage: Eukaryota; Metazoa; Chordata; Actinopteri; Cypriniformes; Nemacheilidae
Gene: ptpdc1b
Product: protein tyrosine phosphatase domain containing 1b
Exons: 9
Coding region: 417-2372 (651 amino acids)
Biological process (GO): cilium assembly; protein dephosphorylation
Molecular function (GO): protein tyrosine/serine/threonine phosphatase activity
Source: RefSeq, a predicted model, not a curated record
UUUGUAAUAAUCAAGACAAUGUUUAAUAGUUAAGUCAACAAAUCAGUCUUGGAUGGAGUAAACAGAAAAGAAGUUAAAAUAUAUUUUCUUGACCUGUGGUUGGGUGAGUAAUCUCAGCUCUUUCAGACAAUAACUUGUUUUUUAGGAAUAUAUCAAGGAAUACUGUGGACACUGUGUAACACAAUUUUAAACUUAUUUUAAAAAAUUACGCAGUUGGUAGUAAGUAUAGUCUAAAAGUAUUUGCAAAUGUAUUACCUAUUCUUGAUUUGGUAACCUUCCAAUUUCACAAAAAUCUGGGGCUCUAUCAUUAAAACAUUGUCAUGUAAGGUUAGGCCAUGUUGCUCUGAAAUGCAUGCUUUUUCCUCUGUUAUGCUUUUUUUGUGCUGAACAGGUUUUGAUAUGGAGGUGGGAAUAUCAUGGAUUUUGUGACAAGUACCAGAGCUCCCGGAUCAAAAUACACAGUAUUUGGAGAAGCUCUACGUUUUAUUAUUCCUGGCCAUAUUCAGUGCUCUAUGGGAUGUGGUGGGCCGGCAUGCAAAUAUGAGGAUCCAUCACAUUGGAGCGAAGAAAAUCAAGCCAUCAAGGGAAUCUAUUCAUCUUGGAUCACUGAAAAUCUGCUUGCUAUGGCACGCCCUUCCACAGAAAUAAUGAAAAAAUAUAAUGUAAUAGAUCAGUUUUUGAGAGGUGGCUUGAAGACCAUUAUUAACCUCCAACAUCCUGGAGAACACGCCAGCUGUGGCAACUCGCUAGAGCCAGAGAGUGGCUUUACUUACCAACCGGAGACUUUUAUGGAAGCUGGCAUUUAUUUUUACAACUUUAGAUGGAAUGACUAUGGAGUGGCAUCCCUCUUGACAAUAUUAGAUAUGGUGAAAGUUAUGUCUUUUGCCAUCCAGGAAGGUAAAAUGGCUGUUCACUGUCAUGCAGGGCUUGGCAGAACAGGUGUGUUGCUGGCCUGUUUCUUGCUGUUUACCACACGGAUGACAGCUGAUCAAGCAAUUUUAUUGGUCCGAUCAAAACGACCAAACUCAAUCCAGACUAGAAGACAGCUACAGUGUGCUAGGCAAUUUGCUCAGUUGCUCGUUCCGCUGAGAAAUGUGUUUGCUAGUGCUGAGCCGAGAGCUCCCCCUGUUACACUUUCACAAUAUUUGAUCCGGCAGAAACACCUGUUGCAUGGAUAUGAGGCUCGGCGAUUAAGAUUUGUGCCAAAGCUCAUCCCCCUCGUCUGCAAACUUCUACUGGACAUUGCAGAGAAUCGUCAAGUUAUUGAGGAGGAUAUCGUUGAGGUUCCUGAUGUGAUACCUCUGGUUGAGAAACAUUGUAAUGAAACUGCAGUAUAUCCAUUUAACAGACAGAUAAUGGAAAAUGGCAUCACUUUGAUCAGGCCCCUUCUUCCUGGUCAACCCAGAGUCAAUGCAGACAACUCGCAACCACUUCACUAUGUCCGUAAGAGCCUUAGCUACAGCGAGUCUGACCUGCGUAGGUUAGCUUCAUCUUUAAAUCUGUCGGAUAAUCCUCUCAGUGUUUUAGCCAGCAUUCACUCAUGUAACAUCAGCAAUCAGUUGGCAGCUUUCAGUAGUUUCUCCCACAACUAUGUCACCAUUUCUCUGGGGACAGGUAAGAACAGCCCAGGCUACAGUUCAACUAGCAAUAUAUGGGAGCUGAAAACACUAAUGGACCAGAAGGAGGGAUCUACAUUGCUCAAAAGGAAGAAACAUUCUGUUCUGCAGCGAAGACAUUCUCUAGGUGUAUCAGAUCAGAAAAACUCUACAACCAUCAACAAAAUACUGUCGUUCUGGAGGAAAGACCCCGACCAUGAUGGGACAAAAAAAGCAGAGGUGCCUUUCAUUACCGUACAGUCCGAGUUGUCUCUGGACUCACGACAUCUUCUGGUGGCUCAGUCCCUUGCGGUAGACCUUGAGCAUGAUGGAGAAAAAGAACAAAUUCAGAAGGUGACUGCUUGGCAGACAGAUCUUAAUUACCAGGGUGCAUGGGAGCGGCUGUGUUUGGAAAAAGACCCAUUUAUUCUAUCUGGGAUUUUGUGGUCAUGGCUAGAGCAGCUCAAAGAGCCAAUCAUCUCAGCUCAUGAUGUCUUCAUAGAGGAGAGUAUUAAAGACCCAGAAGGUGUCCUCAAUAGCCUAGAUACGGCUUCAAGAGAAACAUUGAUGUGCAUUCUGGAUUGUUUUGCCUGUUUACUCACAAUACCUGAGGAAGUCGAGAAUGCCUUUCUAGAUCGUGCAACCAAAGCUCUCACAAAGAUGCAAAACCCAGAUGGUGGAAAUAGUAUCCAGAAAAAUGUUUUGAGGCUUGUUCUGCAUCAUAUGAAGUCAACUGCCUCAAAGGGUGAAAUGAGGUGUCACACAAUGUAUAACUAAGGUCCUAUCUACAAAUUCAUUU